AUGGCGGGGGUGCUGGGUGCUAUGACUGGCAAGGGAGGUGGCACCGCACAGAGGCGCUUCGUGCCGCGGUGUCUAUGGGGAUUUGGCACCGCGUGGGGGUCUGGGCGGAGGGUGGCAGAUGUUUCGCGACACCCGGAGACGGCCUGCCUGACCCUAAUUGGUGCGCAGACAUCAUCGCCGGCCAAGUCCAGAGCCCCCCCUCGCCAGGUGAAUGGGGUCCUGGGGGGCCUGGCCGUCCUCUCUGUGAAUCUUGCACCCCAGGCCAAAGUCAAGGAGAUCGAGUGGAGCUACCGGGCCGGAGCUGGGCCGGCCCUCUUGGUGGCUGUCUUUCGGGAUGGGAAGUUCGAGCGGCCAGAUCCGGGCGACAGGUUCAAGCAACGGGUGGACAUCUUCAACGAGACCCUGCGGAUCAAGGCCUUGGAGCUGAACGACAGCGGGAUCUUUGGCGCCCGGGUCAAGCUGCUCCCAGCCAUCGUGGAAGACCAGAUCUUCCAACUUGCUGUCUACGAACCCGUUUUGAUGCCCCGGAUCCAGAGCCAGCUGGUCUCCAGCACCCCAAAGUGGUGCAACAUCACCCUGCAGUGUCUCUCGCCCGGCAAGGGCCCCGUCAACGUCACCUGGAGGAAAGGCAGCCCCAUCCGGGAGCUGGGGGCUUCAGACCGCUACCAGGUCUCCCCCGACGGACGCACCCUCCGCCUCUCGCUGCUGCCGGCUGCCUUGAACACCACCUACUCCUGCGUGGCCAGCAACCCCAUCGAGCACAAGAUCGUCUCCUUCGACCUGCAAAGGAUCUGCCAGAGCGGAGCGGAGGGCUCCUUCUCUAAAUCUGGGUACGUCGUCCUGACCUUCAUCCUCUUAGUGCUAAGUCUUGGGGCGGCAUUUUGGUGCUGGAGGAUCAACAACGAGAAGUCCGCCGAGUCCGUGACCAUCCCAACCGUCCAAGUGGAGGAAAGUCCCACGGACCCCCAAUACGCCGAAAUCCUCCGGAGGAGCCCCCCAGAAGGUAACAAUAAGUCCCUAGGUCUCCAGGAAAGUAAUGUGGAGAGGAGCCCCCAAAAGGAACGGCUGGUGACCACCAUUUAUGACCAGAUCCGGAAGACCCCAGACACGCCGACCAAGGACAUCACAUAGACCCCCGGAACCGGCAAGGAGGGAUUUGGCCAGCCCUGAAGCAAACUACGUGCCAAACGUGGACCACUUUGGACGUCCCUAUUGAGCCAACCUUUUUUCUGGUGCAGAAGAAAAGGGGAUCUCCCAGGGGCCAAAUUCUCUCCCUUCCCACCCCGACUCACGAGGAGCCCUAUUUCCUUCUGGAGGCCUUCCUUCCAAGGCCUUGGCCUGGUCAGCUUGGACCUUGGGAAGAUAGACAACAUUGGCCUUGGUCAAGGAUGGACGCGCCCAGCUCUCCAAAUGGAAGGCCCAGACUUUUAGGACAAUCAUGAAGAGCAAGGAAGCUGGUGGACUCUUGGUAGAUCUAUCAACAAUCAAUGGGAGCUGAUUAUUGGAAACUCAUGAAUGCCAAGGAGAGGAGCCAGGAAGGUGAUGGACUCUUGAUAGGUCUAUCAAUGAUCAGUGGGAGCAGAUCAUUGGAAACUUUCAGGUUGACUCCUAUCAUCGUUCUAAGAAAAGGAGGAAGAGGAAGAAGAAGAGGAAGGAGCGAGAAAAGUAUGGCUGAGGAAGAGUUGUGCAUAAUGGAAGGCCCAAUGCGGAACAUUUAUUUACUAAUAUCACUAUUUCAUUUACAUCCGACUUUGCUUCCAAAAUGGGACUUGAAGGUGCUUUCUUUCCUAGAUCCCACCAUUGGAGAAGCAUCACUCAAGAGGCUGAGAUGAAGUCUCUCUUCUUCAAAUGGGAGCAACACUUAUUAAUAAAUAGACGUAUUGUUCGGUAAAUUUGCGUAGUGAUUUGAGCAUUGGACUACGACUCCGGAGACCAGGAUUCGAUUCCCGGCUCUGCCAUGUAAACCCAUUGGGUGAGUCCCACUCUCUCAGCCUCAGAAGAUGGCAAUGGCAAACCCACGAAGAAGUCAACCCCAUGAUAGGGUCUCCACCAGUUUGGAAACAACUUGACGGCGCACAAGACGAAGCCCUUCCAAAGCUGUUCACCAAGAUGGCCGGCAGGUGGCACUCGGCUCCCAGGAAAGCAUCAGUCCUUGGCCGUCUCAAAGGAAGUCUCUUGUAUUUCAGCCAACCUCAGAGAUACACCAAGGACCCUCUGUGCACUCAAUCUAAACAAUGCUCAGACUGUAGCAGGGAAUGCGCCAACGCCUGCCUUGCAAGGAGUGAAUCUUGAUCUCUGGAAGUGACUCAAACUCUGUUUGGGGGAUCUGCAAUGGCAGGGUUUGGACUACCUUUGGGGUCCCUUCCAACCCAUGAGUCUAUUAUUCUGUUCUUGGGAAAUGAAAGAACGGGGGAAAGAUAUUUUCUUUCCAUGCAUCAAUGCAACGCACUAAAGUUUUCUGGCGUUACGUAUCUCUUACUCGUUCCCCUCCCAGAUGCACACUCAAAUAUCUAAUCUUUGAACUAUUCCUCAAUCUUUGACUCAAUGCAUGACUCUAGUUUGUUUUGGCAAGAGACUUUGUUCAAAUAUAAUACUUUGUCUAUAGUUCUGGAACAGGGAGUAAGACCCGCACAAUGAGGAGAAGCCAAAAUGAGGGCCUUGCUCUUUCCAAAUAAGAAUUCUGGGCCCUCCAUGAAACUCUUCUUCAAAUCCCCAAAUUUCUAGCAUUGCAGAGAGAGGGAGAUGUUCACUAUCUUCUGUUUUGCGGUGUUUGCAUUCCCAUGUUGCUUUGGAUCCCUAAACUGAAUUUCUACAUUGCUUUGCAAUUGCUUUACCUUUAAGUUCUUGCAAUGCUAGAAAUUUGAAGACUUGAAGGAACAUUAUCAUCUGCGGAAGCAAUAUUCUUAAAGGAGUGAAUCUCAUUGAUCCAGAAUUUGGAAAUCCAAAACUGUCCAGGCUUCUGGUCCAGAGUAACACUUCUGGUCCAGAGUAUUAAAGCAAUUUUGAUACCACUUUAACCACCAUGACUCUAUCCUACAAAACCCUGGGAUUUAUAGUUUGGUAUUCAACUCGGUCUGUCUGAGAAAUAGUCCUAAACCUAAAAUUAAAGCCUCCACCAGCCAUAAUAAAGUUGAACUUGAACUUAUUGUUUAACUCUGUCUCUGUGUGUUUAAACUUUGUUAAAAUAACAUUUUAGCCCCAUUUUAAAUGAUUGCAAACCUCUUUGGAGCCCAUCCUGGGAAGAACAAAAAUAUAAACCGAAUGAACAAAUAAAAGUGCUGUAUCACAUUGUCAGCAUUGGCUGCUUUCUUUCCGACAGUGUUGCUUUUAAUGCCAUCCUUAGUUUAAUGACUUAAGUUUAAUGAUUUCUGGGAGACUCAAAACAAUCCUUAAGGUCUUGGCUGGAGAUUGUAAAACUCACAAUAUUUGUUGCGGUGGCGGCGAGUU
Molecule: messenger RNA, 3447 nt
Organism: Sceloporus undulatus (fence lizard)
Lineage: Eukaryota; Metazoa; Chordata; Lepidosauria; Squamata; Phrynosomatidae
Product: SLAM family member 5-like
Exons: 8
Coding region: 1-1131 (376 amino acids)
Source: RefSeq, a predicted model, not a curated record